Photinus pyralis (common eastern firefly) is the source of this 1545-nucleotide messenger RNA. It is a transcript of the gene Dus1, whose product is annotated as tRNA-dihydrouridine(16/17) synthase [NAD(P)(+)]-like. Gene Ontology annotation, biological process: tRNA processing. NCBI's taxonomy places the organism in Eukaryota, Metazoa, Arthropoda, Insecta, Coleoptera, Lampyridae. Gene Ontology annotation, molecular function: tRNA dihydrouridine synthase activity; flavin adenine dinucleotide binding. The coding region runs from base 112 to 1494 and encodes 460 amino acids. The transcript is spliced from 6 exons. The record is from RefSeq and is a predicted model, not a curated record.
UGCUAGUGGCAACACCGCUCUGUAAUUGACGGUUAUAUAGCCACACCAGUGAACAUAACCACGAAUUCUAAACAUAACCUUACUAUUUUCUCAUUCCAAAAUCUUGCAAGUAUGAAUUUUUGGAAAGAAACCCUAGGUGCCCCCACGAAAAUUGUGGCACCCAUGGUAGAUGCAAGCGAAUUGGCCUGGAGAUUAUUGAGUAGAGGUUAUGGAGCCCAACUGUGCUAUACACCAAUGCUGCACAGUUCGAUAUUUUGCAAGGAUCCCAAAUACCGCAAGGAAGCAUUGGCAUCUUGUGCGGAAGACAAGCCAUUAAUUGUGCAGUUUUGCGGUAAUGACGCGAAAACUAUGCUAGAAGCGGCUUUGCUUGCAGAGGAUUACUGCUGCGCGAUCGACAUUAACUUGGGGUGCCCUCAGGCUAUAGCAAAACGGGGUAAUUAUGGCGCCUUUCUCGAGGAUAAGUGGAAUUUGCUUCAAGACAUUGUGAGUACCUUAAGUAAAGGUGUUAAGGUACCAAUUACGUGCAAAAUACGAAUUUUUGCGGAUCUGGACAAGACCAUAAGGUAUGCCAAAAUGUUGGAAUCGGCCGGGUGUUCAAUGCUUACAGUUCAUGGCCGUACAAAGGAGCAGAAAGGUCCACUAACCGGCAUAGCGGAUUGGAGUUACGUUAAAGCCGUUAGAAAUGCUAUCAAAAUACCAUUAAUUUCAAAUGGAAAUAUCCAGUGUAUCCAAGAUUUGAACCGUUGCAUUGAAGAAACCCAGGUUCAAGGUGUGAUGUCGGCGGAAGGUAAUUUGUACAACCCCGCUAUUUUCCUGGGUGAAAAUCCACCUGCGUGGGAACCGGCUUUAAAGUAUCUAGAUCUCGUUGACAUAUAUCCUUGCCCAACAUCUUUCGUUCGAGGGCAUCUUUUUAAGCUGUUUCAUCAUGUAUUAGCCAUUCCGAAUAACAACAAUUUACGUAUUCAAUUAGGAGCUGCCAAUACUAUGGGCGAUUUUAAAAAAAUUGUCACUCACUUGAGAGAGAUGUACAUCUGUUACCACGAGGGCAGGGAAAAGUGGGAUCCGAUGACCGAGGAGGGAACCGAAAACUUAAUCUUACCGCCGUGGCUGUGUCAGUCGUACAUGAGAUCACCACCAGAGGAGCACUUACAGAAAACUGCCGUCGAUAACUGCAACGAACAUAAGAGACAUUACGAAGACUCCGAUGGCAAUCCAAUAUCUAGGAAACGUAUGAAAAAAUUACGUCGGAUAGCGCGGCGACCUGAAAAACCCGAAAUGCUCGCGAGUAGGAGUUUAGAAAGGUGCAGUCUAUGCGCGAAUCCUCUGGGAUCAAAGUGCGAGUACAAAUUGUGCAAAAAAUGUUGCAAAGACAAGUGCUUCACGGAGAAUCUCGACUGUGAGGGGCAUCGAAUAUUGGUGAAAACCAGAAGGGAAAUGGCGCAGUACUUUUCGAAAAAAAGAAGCGAUACGGAUGCUGUGACGUGUGUGUCUUAAGAAAUGUGAUUGUUUUGUUUUGUAUAUUUUAUUAAAAGUUAAAAAAAAUUG